AUGGCUGCUCCCCCGAUCCGCGAGGGCAUUCGCACGCGCUCGGCUGCCAAGCAGGCGCAAGCCACAGCCGCCCAGACACCUGUCACGCCGCCUCCUACUGAGAGCAAGUAUGCUCACGGCUACUGCAAGCCGGAUCUACGCGACCCGCAGAUCGUCGGCGGCGGCAAGGAGCGCGCGGUCGUGCAGUACAUGCCCGGCAUCGUCAUCUCCGAGCAGGGGCGCGAGCGCGACAAGGCUAUGGACAGCCACUACGAAUACGAGUUUGGCGGUCCCUGGGGUGUGACGGCCAUGAUCACGCUCUUCCCCAUGCUCAUGUACUACCUGUGGAUUUGCCUGUGGUUCUACGAUGGGCAGUUUGCGCACCCCCAGAGCCUGCGGGAUGUGAUUCCCUUCUUCCAGCGCAUGGCGCACCAUGUGUAUGAGGAUGCGUUCCCUACGUCGCGUGCGUUCAUCGGCUACGGGGGGCUUAUGCUGGUCGAGUUUGUCCUUGCGUGGGUGAUGCCCGGCUACAUGCAGGAGGGUCUCCCGGUGCCGUCCCUUGGAUACAAGACACUCAUGUACAAGUGUAAUGCGCUCGGAUGCCUCUACGUAACGCUGAUCAUUGCCGCUACGCUGCACGUCACGGGCGUGUACCGCUUGACGCAGAUCAUCGAGCACUUUGGCGAGUACAUGACAGUGAGUAUGAUUGCAGGCUUUGCGGUAAGUUUCGCCACCUACUUCCACGCCGUGAUCACCAAGACGACGCACCGAAUGAGCGGCAACUUUGUGUACGACUUCUUCAUGGGUGCCGCGCUGAACCCUCGUAUCGGCCCGAUCGACCUCAAGAUGUGGGCCGAGGUGCGCAUUCCCUGGAUUCUGCUUUUCCUCAUCAGCGUGAGCGGUGCAUGCCAGCAGUACGAGAAGUACGGAUACGUGACACCGAACAUGGCAUUCAUGGUGUUGGCAACGGGUCUGUACAUCAACGCGUGCGCCAAGGGCGAGGAGUGCAUUCCCCAGACGUGGGACAUGUUCCACGAAAAGUGGGGCUUCAUGGUCAUCUUCUGGAACUUUGCUGGUGUGCCGUUCACGUACUGCUACAGCAUCGUGUACAUGGCGGCGCACCCACCGGAAUACUACCGCUUCUCGACGCCAACGUACGUGUUCAUGUUCUCGCUGCUGCUCUUUGCGCACUUUGUCUUUGACUCGUCCAUGGCCCAAAAGUCGCGCUUCCGCAUGCAGCUGCAGGGCACGCUCAAGGUGCGCUGGUCGUUCCCGCAGUGGCCCUGGAACACGCUGAAGGACCCACGCUACCUGCAGACAAGGCACGGCAAUGCGCUGCUCAUCGAUGGCUGGUGGCAGUUCCUGCGCAAGCCCAACUACACGGCGGACUGGACGCAGGCCUUCUUGUGGGGCGCCAUCGCCGGCACACGCUCGAUCAUUCCCUACUACUACUCAGCCUUUUUCCUUGCCGUGCUCACGCAUCGCUGUGGCCGUGACUUCGAGCGCUGCGCCCGCAAGUACGGCAAGGACUGGGACAAGUACUGCCAAAUCGUGCCGUACCGCUUCAUUCCGUUCGUGUAUUAA
Messenger RNA from Malassezia sympodialis ATCC 42132, 1563 nucleotides. RefSeq names its product delta(24(24(1)))-sterol reductase (gene ERG4). The record is from RefSeq and is a predicted model, not a curated record. Gene Ontology annotation, cellular component: endoplasmic reticulum membrane. NCBI's taxonomy places the organism in Eukaryota, Fungi, Basidiomycota, Malasseziomycetes, Malasseziales, Malasseziaceae. Gene Ontology annotation, biological process: ergosterol biosynthetic process. Gene Ontology annotation, molecular function: Delta24(24-1) sterol reductase activity.